Molecule: messenger RNA, 11047 nt
Organism: Meriones unguiculatus (Mongolian gerbil)
Lineage: Eukaryota; Metazoa; Chordata; Mammalia; Rodentia; Muridae
Gene: Kcnb1
Product: potassium voltage-gated channel subfamily B member 1
Exons: 3
Coding region: 305-2878 (857 amino acids)
Biological process (GO): protein homooligomerization; potassium ion transmembrane transport
Cellular component (GO): membrane; voltage-gated potassium channel complex
Molecular function (GO): protein binding; delayed rectifier potassium channel activity
Source: RefSeq, a predicted model, not a curated record
GCGCUAGGGUGGGGGGUCGCGCAGGAGGCGCAGACCCGGCUGGCUUGGCUGCUCUGCCCCCCUUGGUCUCGGGUCCCGGUGCCCUGAGGAGUGGGGUCGUCCCAGGACAGGGCUUCCCGGUGACCUCCGACAGCCGUCGGGAUGGAGGUGAGACGGUAGCCCGGGACGCCCGCCCUCGCGCACCCCUGCAGCACCGCGGCCCCGCAGCGCUCCCCGCCCCCCGCCCCCGCGGCAGCGAGCCUCGCCGUCGAGCGACAGCGGCCUGGGGUGGGGGCAGGGGGGGGCGGGGGCGGCCAGACCAGCGAUGCCGGCGGGCAUGACGAAGCAUGGCUCGCGCUCCACCAGCUCGCUGCCGCCGGAGCCCAUGGAGAUCGUGCGCAGCAAGGCGUGCUCGCGCCGCGUGCGCCUCAACGUCGGGGGCCUGGCGCACGAGGUGCUGUGGCGCACGCUGGACCGCCUGCCCCGCACGCGGCUGGGCAAGCUCCGGGACUGCAACACGCACGACUCCCUGCUCCAGGUGUGCGACGACUACAGCCUGGAGGACAACGAGUACUUCUUCGACCGCCACCCCGGCGCCUUCACCUCCAUCCUCAACUUCUACCGCACCGGCCGGCUGCACAUGAUGGAGGAGAUGUGCGCGCUGAGCUUCAGCCAGGAGCUGGACUACUGGGGCAUCGACGAGAUCUACCUGGAGUCGUGCUGCCAGGCCCGCUACCACCAGAAGAAGGAGCAGAUGAACGAGGAGCUGAAGCGCGAGGCCGAGACCCUGCGGGAGCGCGAGGGGGAGGAGUUUGACAACACCUGCUGCGCGGAGAAGAGGAAGAAGCUCUGGGACCUGCUGGAGAAACCCAACUCGUCGGUGGCCGCCAAGAUCCUGGCCAUCAUCUCCAUCAUGUUCAUCGUCCUCUCCACCAUCGCCCUGUCACUCAACACGCUGCCUGAGCUGCAAAGCCUGGACGAAUUCGGCCAGAGCACGGAUAACCCGCAGCUGGCCCACGUGGAGGCAGUGUGCAUCGCGUGGUUCACCAUGGAGUACUUGCUGAGGUUCCUGUCCUCGCCCAAGAAAUGGAAGUUCUUUAAGGGGCCGCUCAACGCCAUUGACUUACUGGCCAUCCUGCCCUACUACGUCACCAUCUUCCUCACGGAGUCCAACAAGAGCGUGCUGCAGUUCCAGAAUGUGCGGCGCGUGGUCCAGAUCUUCCGCAUCAUGCGCAUCCUUCGCAUCCUGAAACUGGCCCGCCACUCCACUGGCCUGCAGUCCCUGGGCUUCACACUGCGCAGGAGCUACAAUGAGCUGGGCCUGCUCAUCCUCUUCCUUGCCAUGGGCAUCAUGAUCUUCUCCAGCCUGGUCUUCUUUGCCGAGAAGGAUGAGGAUGACACCAAGUUCAAAAGCAUCCCUGCCUCUUUCUGGUGGGCCACCAUCACCAUGACGACCGUUGGGUAUGGGGACAUCUACCCUAAGACUCUGCUGGGGAAAAUCGUGGGGGGCCUCUGCUGCAUCGCCGGGGUCCUGGUGAUCGCUCUUCCCAUCCCCAUCAUCGUCAAUAACUUCUCCGAGUUCUACAAGGAGCAGAAGCGACAGGAGAAAGCCAUCAAGCGGAGAGAGGCUCUGGAGAGGGCCAAGAGGAAUGGCAGCAUCGUGUCUAUGAACAUGAAGGACGCCUUCGCCCGGAGCAUUGAGAUGAUGGACAUCGUGGUGGAGAAAAAUGGGGAGAACCUGGCUAAGAAGGAUAAAGUGCAAGAUAGCCACCUGUCUCCCAACAAGUGGAAAUGGACCAAGAGGGCACUGUCCGAAACCAGCUCAAGUAAGUCCUUUGAAACCAAGGAGCAGGGGUCCCCAGAGAAGGCCAGAUCCUCUUCUAGUCCUCAGCACUUGAACGUUCAGCAACUGGAAGACAUGUACAAUAAGAUGGCCAAGGCGCAGUCUCAACCCAUCCUCAACACCAAGGAGAUGGCACCACCGAGCAAGCCGAAGGAGGAGCUGGAGAUGGGAAGCAUGCCCAGCCCCGUGGCCCCUCUACCCACGCGCACAGAGGGCGUCAUUGACAUGCGGAGCAUGUCCAGCAUCGACAGCUUCAUCAGCUGUGCCACGGACUUCCCCGAAGCCACCAGAUUCUCCCACAGUCCUCUGGCGUCCCUCUCCAGCAAGGCUGGGGGCAGCACAGCCCCAGAGGCAGGCUGGCGGGGGCCUCUGGGUGCCAGCGGCGGGAGAAUCCUGGAGACCAACCCUGCCCCUGAGGCCGGCCGCUCUGGUUUCUUCGUCGAGAGCCCCAGGAGUUCCAUGAAGAUCAACAACCCCGUGAAGCUUCGGGCGCUCAAGGUCAACUUCAUGGAGGGCGAUCCCAGCCCACUGCUGCCCUCUCUGGGAAUGUAUCACGAUCCUCUGAGGAACAGGGGCGGGGCGGCCGCGGCAGUCGCAGGGCUGGAGUGCGCCUCCCUCCUAGACAAGCCUGUGCUGAGCCCAGAGUCCUCCAUCUACACCACAGCAAGUGCCAGGACACCUACUCGCUCUCCGGAGAAACACACAGCAAUAGCGUUCAACUUUGAGGCAGGCGUCCACCAGUACAUAGACACAGACACAGACGACGAGGGACAGCUGCUCUACAGCGUGGACUCCAGUCCUCCCAAGAGUCUCCACGGGAGCACCAGCCCCAAGUUCGGCAUUGGAGCUAGAACGGAGAAGAACCACUUUGACAGCUCCCCCCUGCCCACCUCCCCUAAGUUCUUACGGCCCAACUGUGUCUACUCCUCCGAAGGGUUGACUGGGAAAGGGCCUGGGGCUCAAGAGAAAUGCAAGCUGGAGAACCACACCUCCCCCGACGUGCACAUGCUGCCCGGAGGAGGAUCACACGGGAGCACCCGGGAUCAGAGUAUCUGAGCUCCCCACCGCAGAGAAAUCAGGGAUUUGCAAGAGAAAUCGGGGAGGAGGGAUGUUUGGCUUGCCUGCCGCUGAGUUCGGCCUGAACUUGGAGACACGGGCCCUGAAGAAUCCCAGUGACAGGAGAGACCCUGAGAGCCAUGCCGGGUCCGUGGGCAUGUGACCAGCCAUGGGGACCACAGCUAACAGCAUCUUCCUGAGAUGACAUGAGCGGAGCUGACAGCCACCACUAAGACCUAGCCUGGGCCACGUACUUCCUAGUCUCCUCUGGAGGCUCUCUCAGCCUUCGGGUGAGCCACCACCGUCUCUCAUGGCUUCAGCUGGAGGAGGGUGCUGGAGCAAGGGGCUGCUAGUGAAAGAGUGAGCCGACCAAGUAGUAUCGGGUGUCGCCUAGUCACCCCCAAAAACCAGGAUCCUCCUGUUGGAAGGGCACAGGGGACUCUUGAUCGUGAGGAAUUCUGCGCACCAUCAGCCACACCCCCAAUGCAUAACCUUAAACGGCAGGGGACAUCGGUGGUUCAGUAUUCCGUGGUCCCUGGGGCUGUAUUCCGAGACACCGACAGGGUGAGCUGACAGUUUGGACUCAAGUCCUUCUGCCCACCUGGCGAUGGAGAAAGGGUUCCGACGGCUGGCACGCAGCCGAGGGGAUAAACCGGGCCACUGUCUCUGGGCUGCCACAGGGACGAGCGUUCCAAACAGCUCCAGCCUGGACUCAAAAGAUAUGAAAGCGUCAAAUAUGCAAACCGAGAUAGAUUAUUCAAAGAGACUGUGCGUGACUGAAAAACAGCAUUUAAAAAAAAAAACAAAAACAAACAAUAAACUUCAUUUUCUACAUGAAAAAAGGAAGGGAAAAAAAAGCCUCACUGAACUGCCCUGUGCAGGCUUGUGACUGCGUACUGUUGCAGCAGGGAACACCUACUAUGAAAGGAGUUUUUUUUUUUCUUUGUUUCUCGUGGUAUUCAAGCUAAAAAAUAAUAAUAAUAAUAAGUUAAUAAAAAGCACUUUAUGUUUUUCUAAUCUAGGUUCUGCCAGGGACAGUGUCAAGAUCUCCCACUUUAAAACAAGCACUAUUUCCCUUGGGCCGCAUGCUGGCCCUGCACUUGGGGUGUUACUUGUGCCCGUUUCUGGCCACGGUGGGUCUACCGUCACCACAUCAGAGUUUGGGGUUCCUUCACGGCCCCUCAGGAUCACCCCGCAUGGGUCAGGAGGGGUCCUCAGCCCUUGAGGCAGGGCUCUCUUUGAAGUCUUGUGUGCAGGAGGCACUCGCGUCUCAGCAGGAGUUGGGUGUCGGGUGUUGUACCGUUCUUCCUUGUCGACCAGCCAUUGUGUGUUCUGUCUGUCCUGAAAGCCUGACGCCCCUUCCUGCAGCCAUCUAGGCAGACGGCACAGCCAAAAGCAAUAAGUACCCAUGUGUAUCCCUAGAGGUCCCGGUGUACUUUCUGGUGUCAGUCUUCCUGUCCUAGCGUGUUGGCCUGGCGUCGUCCUGCCGGCUUGUGACCCAGCGGCACAGUGUUGUUGGCCCUUCCUCGGUGACACCAGUCUGCGCGAUGCUAUCAUUAUGGCGGUGGUGUUGUUGGUCAGUCUGUCUGUGGUACAAUGGGGUAAUGUGGUUUUCUUACCAUGGUGUUAGUGGAUAACGUCCCAAAUGCUGUAGUGUCCUCCUCGCUGUCCUCAGAACAGUGACAGGUGUGUGUCUUCCUGAUGGGGCAAGGACAUGCUCCCGAUCACCUGUCCUCGGUAGAACGCGUCUGCCCGGUGGUUCGAUGGCGUGAUCCAUCCGUCAGCACACUUAGGUCACAACGUUCUGCCUCCUCCAGUCUCCACGGCUGAGGUCAGGCCACCUGUCCCAGGUAGGAUGCUAAACGGUCAUCCACCACCCUUAAACGUCUCUACCAUUCACGACACUUCUCAUUCUCUCCAGAGACCAGGGUCCCCCCUCCCUCCAGAGGGCGCAGCUUGGUAUUUGCCAUGUGAAUGAGGAAGAGAAAAAAAAAAAUGAGAAGUUGGCUCUGUGUCACCGUCCUCAGAGCUUUCUCAAAACAGCACGAGACCGUGAUGUCACCUGCACCAGAAACACCCUGGAGGCAGGAAGCAGGGGGCCUCCAGAGCCCCCUUGCUGAGCUCAGCUUGGUGCAGGGGGCCUGCUGACGUGACCAGGGGACCGUUCUGCUGACCACCUCCCAUGUCUCCUCUUUGUUUCUCAUCACCAUAGACGUCACCCAUCAGCACAAAUGUGAAAAUUCAGGGAAAACAAACAAAUGUUUUUUUGAUAAAAAGUAAAUAGUUGUGAUUUCGGAUUCAGAUAUUUUUAGAGCUAUCUGUAAAAACUCCUACUGAUGAUAUAGUCUAUUUUACAUAUCAGGAAGUAAACACGUCUUAACAUAGCCAUAUAUAGCCAGAAGAAAGUUACCGCCCCUUCUUCAAACCAAGGCAUUUCAUUUGUUGGUUAAACCGAUGGCGGGUGUACAGAGUAGAAAUGAUUUCUUUCUUUCUUAAGAACCACUUGGUGCGACUUUCCUUGUAACCAAAGGCCCCUUCUGCCUUGUGUCACGUUGGAUCUGCCUGUCCCUCUCUCCUGUGCUUUGUCUGACCUUAAAGUAGCAUUUUACAGAGCAAAUGGCGGAUUCAGAAUGCCCUUCCCAGCUGAAUAGGCAGAGUCCGACAGAGUUCCUGUACAAACAAUCAUUGAAACAGUGUAAACUAUGUGUAAAAAUUUUCCGUUUUGUUUUGGCUUUUGUUGGCUUUUUUUUUCUUGCACUUAUGUAUGUGUGUACUGUGGGAAUAUAGCUUUUUUUCCCCACGUGUGACUCAAGUUAGACUACUGUAAAUUUUUCCUACCAGCCCUCUACCUGCUAAAAAGGAACACAGUUUCAUUCCGCAUGUACCUGACCUGGGUACCUGUGUUUACAAGUGCGGGGUAAGCUGGAUAAGGCUCACCAAGAUGAAGCUGAAUACGGCAGGUGGAUCUGAGUAGUGAGGAGGGGAGCCAAGGUGUGGAGGCAGAGGCCACCUGAAGUUGGUGGUCCAUUUCCUCCUGGCCUGACCCAACCAGAGCAAAAGGAAGUGAGGUACCCAAAUAACACCAGGGCCUGGUGGUGGAGAUUAUGAAAUCAACAGGACCAUCAAGAACCCAGCUGAACCUGAGUUCCGGCACCCAUCACGUCAUCAGAAAAGGCCAGGCAUCAGGCAGCUGCGCUUGCCCAUCACACUGGGAAAUCUGACCCCUGGGAGAGGUGAGGAGAAACCAAUUCUUCCACCUUUUCAUCUUUGGAUGUCCCCAGAGCAGUGGAUCUGGGCUACAGAUUUCAUUCUGGGAUUCCAUCUUCAGCACCUUUAGAGGAGACAGAGAAAAAGAGAAGAGGACUUUUGUCAUUGAGGAGAGAGGAGAUACCAAAGUCAUGAGGAAGCCACCCUUAAUGCACUCCACUCACCCCAACAGUUGCUGGGAAUCCGAGCUUACUUUCCAGCUGAGCCUCACCUUCCACCUCUUCUGUGUUCCAUAGCUGCAGCCUCGUCUCUUCCCCUUCUCCUGAAAAGAUCCGCCUUUCUAAGGAGAGAGAGAGAGAGAAAAAAAAAAAGACUCAACAGCAUCCUCUUCUCUACAACUGUAAUGUAUUGCUGAUAUUUGUAAUUAUUACAUAUUUGUCUGACUCUGGUCAUGGCUGAAAUGCCUAGUCCAUGAACAAGGAGAUAUUUAAAAUUCACAGACAAGGGUCCCUAAAGCCAGGUCUCACUCUCUCUAUAGCUAUAAAGAUAGAUAGUUAUAGGUAUAUAAAUCUCUCUCCUUUCCUAUUUCUCUGCCAACUCGUCUGGAGUGAAGUGACCACAGGCUACAUUGACUCAAAGGAGGGCUCACAGAAAAGCUUCUAGAACACACUCCUUCAGAGACGUACUUGGUGUGUUUGUAGCUGAGAAGUUGGCAGGAGCAAGAUGGGGCUUCCCAGGUCCCCAGCAGGACAAUAGAACACUCUAGCUCCAGGCAUCUCAUAACCUAUUACUGUUUAUAUGACAACACCCAAAUGCUUUCAUGUCACCAGGCCAGGGCCACCCAAACCAGCCCUGGCCACACCUGGAAGUAAGAGUUACCUCUGUGUUUUCUGUUGCCAUUUUUUUUGGCUCCAGAAACAUCUAUAUCCUAGGACGUCCACACAUCUCAGAGUAGACUAUUUUUUUGUUCAUAUAAAUAUAUAUAUAUGUAUUUUAGUAUAUUUAUAAUAGGGCAAUUGAGUCUAAUUUCUUUUGUAACAGUAAUAUCUUGGGGGUUUUAUCAUUGCUCAUAGCUGGUCUUUUCUGCUCUCCAUCAUUCCUUUCUACUGUUCGUUCCUUGGGCUGUUUUGUUUUUGUUUUUGUUUUUGUUUUUUUCUUUUCUUCUGUGGGAUUCCAGUCUGGGGGUGGGCAAAAACUGGGGUUUGACAUCCUGGAAGAUUGUGUUCCUGGCACUGCGGGGGGUGGUUGUCUGUGUCCCCUUAUCAGGUAUGUGUUCCCCUGGCUGUUACUCUUAAGAAUCCAGAUGUGCAAAUCAGGUGCACAGAGGUGCAGUUGGGACCUGGGCAGGGAGAGCACACACCCUUCCCUCUCCUGAUCUUAAAGGACUGAGCUUUCUGGUUCCCAGAUAUUGGAGCCAAGACCCUACUACAAACGAUCUUGUCCCUGAGCAAUGACUGAGCUCAGGGUCAUUCCUGAGUCCCCCUUGGCCAGACUGUACCAAGGUCCAGCUUCCUGCUUCCCAGAGCCACCAACUGGAUCCAGGGACCAGGGCAUAUGCAGUUUCUGGCAAACCUCAGAAGGAUGUGCUGCAUCUCCAUUCCAUUUCAAAAAACACUGGCCAGACGACAGCCCAAAGCUGCGACCUCCCCAUCCAGUCCCUCUCGGCAGUGCCAAGUAUGAGACCAGCAGCAAAGGUGGCAGUAUUUUUCCAACUUCCAUUUUUCCAAGCCUCCAGACCUUGGUCAGCCCUGAACAUUCAUCUGAGUCGAUUUUGAGCCUGGGGCAGGUGGUGCACAGACACCACACAGAGUGAAAGGGAUGCUCAGCCAGUCACCUGCCUACCUCAGCUCUGGACUAUAACCUCUGCCAGCACCAGAGAUUUGAGUCAAGCCAGGACAGCCCCAUCUCAGACAGUGAGGAUGUCCCCACUGAAAGAAUGCCAAGAGGAUGCUAACCCACACACAAAUUUAUUAUUCUGGUGGUUGGACUCUCUUUUCUUCCCAUUGGAUUUGUUCUGUCUUGCGGUGCUGGGGACCGUAGGGCCAUGGCUGUGUCAGACAAGCGCUCAGCCCUGAGCUCCAUCUCCAGCCCCUGAAUGUAUUAUUUUGGAAUGUGAUUCUAAUCAGUUUCCUCAUCCCUAAAAUCCCUGGUAAUCAGGUUUGUUCCAGAGCCAUAUAAAACAGACAAGAUUUUGUGUGUGUGCAUGUGUGUGCGUGGGUGUGUGUGGGUGUGGGUGGGUGGGUUGGUGCGCAUAUGUGUGUGUGUCUGUGUAUGUGUGUCUGUGGGGGGUGUGUGUGUGUAAUUUUUGCAUAAGAACAAAAUUAAAAAUUAUUGUCCUGUUGUUUCCUAGGUUUCCUGCCCAGAUAAAUAAACACUGGCUGUCUUCUUAAUAAAGAGGGGCUACGCUCUGACCUUCUCUCCCUGCCCUAGAAUUUCUCCCAAAGUUCCAAAUGGCGACUUGAACUGAAUUUGGAAGGGCCGUUAGUCAAGUGAGCCCUCCUCUCCACAUCUAGCCCUACCUCUGUCUGUCCCUCUCAGUCAAGGUCCUGAAGUAAUCUGAAAGCUAGCAGGAGAACAUGGGCAAGGAAUUGAACCAAAGUAUUAGCCACUCAGUAUGAAUUGGUCCAUUUCUACUCAAAGCAAUGAAGCCCUUUCUCAUCAGGUCGGUGAUCUGCUCCUGGAAUGCAGUGCAUGAUGGGUAAGGGACUCCAGAGUACCCACUGUACUGCAGCUAUUCCCAGGGAGGCUGGAUAAUGCACAAAUGGGCCUUGGAACUACUACAGAAUGGGACUGGAAACUCAAAGCAAUUUCUUCUUUGUGUGUGUGUGUGUGUGUGUGUGUGUGUGUGUGUGUGUGUGUGUACAUGGCCUUGUGUGCACACGUGGGUAUCUGCACAAGUGUCUUGACCAUUCUGGGUCCAGAUUCAGGCCUCGCUCAUAGAGAAGGGCUUGGAGCACAGCUAGUGGGACCUCAGAUCGUAGGGCAGAGCCUUCUCAGGAGGCACCAAAACAGGAGGGUUGCAGCAGGAUUCAAUUUCCUAAGCCUGUUCCUUGCAAUUUUUCUGACCCUGCCAGCCAUUGAUCCAACCCGUUCCCAGUGGCCUAACAAGGACCACUCAGGAAAGAGAUGCACGCUGCCCUUUCCCCGGCCAGCAGAGGGCCAACCACAAAGUCCCACCUGUGGUUGGCCACGGCAUGGUGCUUCAGCCCCUUCCCCUAGACCCUGUGCCCUCAAAGAGACUCAGUGAUCGCCCCACAAGCCAGCCACCCACUGCCCAGGCAACCCCAAAUGGCGCCAUUCCCAAAGGGCUCUUUUUUUUCUCAUUAAAAUAAAGUGAACCUAGUCAAGAUCUCCAAAGGUCUCUGCCCCAGAAAUAAAUCCAGAAAAAUAUAAAAAGGCAGAGGUAGCUAUAAUCCAGCUUUGUGGAGAAACAAGGCUCCAGCUGCUUCUAAGAGGAGAGCCUGCACCUGCACAUCCAUCCCCAAAAGGCCUGGCUCCUACUGUCUGCCUCCACUCAGCCCAGAGCUGGCAGGCUCUCCCUCACUGGACAUGGUGGGUGUGGAGGAGGUGGCAUGUGAACUUCAGAGUGAGCCCAAGUCCAGUUAGCUUCAGUGGUUUUGAAAGGCAAGGUAGGCCAGUAUUCCAGAAUCGGCUGGACCACUUUCUUCUAAAACUAAAUUAGACAGAAACCAGUUUUGAAAAUCUCAGUCCACAGAGGCAUUGCCCAAGACACUCAGCUGCAAUUACAGAGCAGUUGAAGGAAAUGUGGGGACCGCCUAAUUCUGUUCCACUUAGAUGUGCUCCAAGCCACUCAGGCACUUCCUGCCUCCCUGAGCGAAGCUCCAUCUGAAUAGACAGGCAGCCUCAAGGGUCUAGCUCAACAGCACAGCUCCCAGCCUCUGGGAUUCCCCAAGGUUUGGGACACACACACCCCCAAGACCAGCAGGCAUCCAAGAGCCAAAUGUAGUUACAGGUUGUGCCGGGAGACUAUCCUUUUUCUCUUUAGGCCCAUUUGACUUGAGUCCAAACUAAAAGGCAAGGAGUCUCCUUUUUCUACACCAGAACUCAUGGCUCUCUACAGUCUGCUGUUGGCACACAGCAGUCAUCCAGCCUGUGUUUUGGGGUGAAUGGAUGUGUGGAUGGGUGGAUGAGUGAAGAGAGCAUUGCUGGACUCUCACCUGGAUGGGAAGGAAAGCGUGGGGUCCCCCUUUCUUUGAACUGCCGCCACUAAUACUCUCUCUUCUGUGAUCACUUUUGGAGUCACAAUAAUGCCCACAGUUGAUGCCACAUACUGAUAGGGGCAGCGGCCUGCUCAGAAUCUCGCCUCCCAUGUUUAGGCUGGCCAGCACCGGCUUUCUUCCUGCUUGCUCUACUUCUGUUCACAGGGAGGUCACCUACAGACCACAGUGGCUAUCGAGUAGGCCAAGCCAAGGGUCCAAGGAAUUGCAGGGGUGGGGGUUGUCUGGGACUUGACUAGGGCAGGAACAUGGGAGCCAGUAUCUACAACCAUAUCUCAUUUCUUAAGCUGUAAGAACAAAUGGUCUCUCCUUUUCUCCGAGCCCCCAAAGGCCCCCUUUCAAUGACAAGCACCCCAAUCCCAUCAUCUCAAGUCCUCUGUCCCUCCCACAGCAGAAAGCUGGCGUUCUGCCAGCAAAGCCAUUUUGAUUGCCCCACCCUUCAAGGGGGCCAAGCCAAUCAUAUUAGCCAUACUCCAGCAGGGUCCUCAGCCACUCUUUUUUGGGUUGUGUUCAUAAGUCCUGCUCAACCUUCAUCGAUGGAGGGCUCUGGCCCUUCCUGUACAUGUGACAAUGCACAUUGGUGUGCUCAUGCGUGCACAUGAGUGCACACACAAGGAAACCAACAAAACCCUAUGUCGUCUUCUGCAUGUGGCAAGAUGGACUUGUGACCCUUGUGUGGCCUCCGGCUGCUGUCCUGUCUUGUGAAAAAAAAAAAAAAAAAGUU